UCGAGUACGAUAAAGCGACUCUCUUGCAGUGAGAAUCCAGGGAUAAGCGAAAAUAAAUACACCAUCCACAGAGCCCUGAUAAUUUCAGCGAACAACCCGAUUUUCGAAGUGAUGGCAGGCCCGUAUCUAUCACCUUUGGGUCCUCAGGCAGACCUCCUAACCGAAUACAUGUUUGGAAGACGUCGUCAGAGACGCAAUCGGACAACUUUCACUCCACAGCAGCUUCAAGAAUUGGAAUCCCUCUUCCAGAAGACCCACUAUCCGGAUGUUUUCUUGAGAGAGGAAGUUGCUCUUAGAAUUUCGCUUUCAGAAGCUCGUGUCCAGGUUUGGUUUCAAAAUCGUCGAGCAAAAUGGCGGAAACAGGCACGACUGCAAUUGUUACAAGACGCCUGGAGGAUGCGAUGUUUAGGAUUAGGAAGUGCGGCACCUCUUCUUCUACGACCGCCACCGACGACAUCCUUAGAACGGCCUGAUGCAGCGUCGCCGGUACCACCGCCGCCGCCACCACCUCCACCACCUCCGCCAUCAACCUCUGCUACCACGAACGGCUCACCUCUGGCAUCGAUCAGUGCUAAUAAAAUGUCUGACACUCCGGCUUUGUCCGUUUGCAGGGAUUACAGGAUUCUUCCACCUCCUCAUGGAUAUUCGUUGUCCUGUGAGAAGUCUCCGGAUAGAAUGAAAUGUGGUUGUGGUUCUCCGCCAAGGAUAUGCGGUAGUCCAGUGGAAAGGGACACGAGCCUACCUAUGAGAGACAGGCCUCAAGAGGCAGAGAUGGAUCUUACAGUGAAAGGCACACCUCGGCACACGCCAAUUUCAACUUUAUUCUGUCAGUUGCCUCAACAACAAGAGUUCAGUCCAUCGCAAAAUGUUGACGAACCUUUGGAUGUUACACUCAACACUAACAAAAAUAAUUAGUUGUUUCAUCCCUUUGUAUUAUUUAUUUAUUUGCUUCUGAUCGUACUAUGAUUUUCAUUCGAAAGGUUAAAUAUAAAAUCAAUUAUUAAAGAAACUUUUCUCCAAAAGGUAUGUUACUAACAUUUGAAAUAAAACAUGUACUUACAAUGAGAAGUAUAGAUAAAUAGUUUGAAAUUGAAUAGUACUUUCACUGUACACUUAUGACAUAAUUAUUUGACGAAUUCAUACUCUUAGCACUUAACGAUACUUAAUGUACCAUAUCAGAUAAGGGUAGUUAAUUACUUGAGAAUAAAACUUUCGAUAGUUUCUUGCGCAACUUUUACUCUCAAGUAAUACAUACCCUAAUACCUUAAUUUUACUAAAAAAAAUUCAUGACGUUUUAAGUACGGAUGUGGUUAAUUAAUCAUAACGUACUCUGUUGUUUUGAGGAUGGAUGCGAAGACGUUAUUUAAAUGACAUUUACAUUAGGCAAUUUUGUAUCUUAAAUCAUACAAAUUUUGUGGCUGAGAUACAUGUCCUCGAGUCCCUUCAGGUCGAAUACUUUUACCAAAACUCUGUGUAUUGAAUGAGGCAUCUUAUGAUGUAAGUAUGACAUCGGGUUCCACCAGCUUGGCGUUUUAUGAUGUCAGCCGAGUGAACAUUAUCAGUGCUACCGAUUAAUGUACAUGGUACUGGAAGAGUAUAAAAUACGACAAUGUAUAUAGUACCAAAAUCAAGCGAAUAAGAGUUGCCUAAUAUAAACGCCAUUUUAAUUUAUUUAGCAAAAUUGGACUUCGUUUGAGUGUCUGGUUUCAUUUGUUCCAUAGACGUAAAAACUUUUAGA
Messenger RNA from Osmia bicornis bicornis, 1738 nucleotides. Its product is annotated as homeobox protein aristaless-like 4. Bases 112 to 915 code for a protein of 267 amino acids. The record is from RefSeq and is a predicted model, not a curated record. NCBI's taxonomy places the organism in Eukaryota, Metazoa, Arthropoda, Insecta, Hymenoptera, Megachilidae. Gene Ontology annotation, biological process: regulation of transcription by RNA polymerase II. Gene Ontology annotation, molecular function: RNA polymerase II transcription regulatory region sequence-specific DNA binding; DNA-binding transcription factor activity, RNA polymerase II-specific. The transcript has 4 exons.